CAUUUAAACCUGCUUGCGUCGCAGAACCGUUGCAAUCACAGAUUGAAACAAACAGCUGAACAAAAGUGGUAUGAGCACGUAAUUGUGUAACAAAGGACUGAAUUAUUUUUAAAACGUUUUUUGGCAGUGUGAAAGUGCAGCAUUCUUGAUUUGUAUCCGUUAAAGACAUAGUGUUUUGGAGCAUACAUUGACUUCUUGUUCUGUGGAAGUGCUGACAAGCUUUAGCUAAAAAUGUCCCAGUUUGUGUUUGAGAAUGACCUGCAAAGUGUUCUUAAACUGGACAUGCCCAUAACAAAUGCACCGAUGCCAAGGUGGCAGCGCAAGACUGGUUCUUCGUCAGGAUCUGGGGCAACUUGUAGUAACGCCAGUAACCUUACCCCAAUGAAGUCUGGAAACAGAUCAUUAAGCACAUCCAAGACCCCUGGAAAAACGCCAGUCAAAAACACUCCUUCAAAAGCAGGGGGUGACCGAUAUAUUCCCAUCAGAAACAAGCAGCAGCUGGAGGUGGCCAGCUUCCUGCUAAGUAAAGAGAAUGAGCCAUGUCACACCACACCCACAGAAAAGGACCACCAGAAAGCAUGGUCUAUGAACCUCAAUGGCUAUGAUAUCGAUGAGGCAAAGAUUGUACACUUGGUUGGCAAGCCCAUGAAUGCACCUGAAGGCUACCAGAAUAAUCUCAAAGUUCUCUACAGUCAGAAGACCACCCCUGUCUCAACCAAAAAGACCACUCGAUACAUGUCCUCUGUACCGGACAAAAUCCUGGAUGCUCCUGAAAUAAGAAAUGACUUCUAUCUGAAUCUUAUUGACUGGAGCAGUCAGAAUCAAGUGGCUGUAGCUCUGCACAACAAUGUGUACCUGUGGAAUGCUGCUACAGGUGACAUUGUCUUGCUGAUGCAGGUGGAAAAUGAAGAACAUAUCUCCUCUGUCUCUUGGAUCAAAGAGGGGAACUUUCUGGCAGUGGGUGCAAGUGAUGCAAAAGUACAGCUCUGGGAUGUUGAAUCACAGAAACGUCUGCGCAAUAUGGCAAGUCACACAUCACGAGUUGCUUCCUUAAGCUGGAAUAACCAUGUCCUAUCUAGUGGUGCUAGAUCGGGGCACAUUCAUCACCACGAUGUCAGGGUGGCUGAACACCAUAUAGCUACUCUUUCUGGGCACUCGCAGGAGGUGUGUGGUCUGAAGUGGUCCCCUGAUGGAAAGUACCUGGCCAGUGGUGCCAAUGACAACCUGGUCUAUGUGUGGCCAAAUGUCCAAGAAAGCAGAGAUUCCACUCCAGUACACUGCUUUGCGCAGCACCAAGGGGCAGUCAAGGCCUUGGCCUGGUGCCCAUGGCAGACUAACAUACUUGCUAGUGGAGGUGGAACCAGUGAUAGACACAUUCGUAUCUGGAAUGUGUCAUCCGGCUCUUGUUUAAGUUCGCUAGAUACCGAAUCGCAGGUCUGUUCAUUGGUCUUUGCACCAAACUACAAGGAACUUGUUUCUGGACAUGGUUAUGCACAGAACCAGCUAGUCCUCUGGAAAUACCCCUCAAUGGUUAAAGUUGCAGAACUAAGAGGACACCAGGGCAGAGUUCUCAAUCUGGCGCUGAGUCCCGAUGGUUCAACAGUUGUAUCGGCGGCAGCUGAUGAAACUCUACGUUUCUGGAAGUGUUGUGCACUGGAUCCUGCCAAGAAGGAAAAGACAGCCCCUAAAUCCACGAGCAUCAUUCACCAGGGCAUCCGAUAAUGUAGUUUCCUGUUCUUUGCAUUUGACUUUACAGCAAUCAUCAGAAGAACUAUUGUCUAUUUGUAUAGUUGCAUAUACUGGUGUUUUUAUAUUUUAAUCAAUGUAAAUAGAUGUUUCUGCUUUUAAAAUAAAGUUAACUUUUUUUGGUUCUAUGCUUGCUGGCUUUAAAUUUCUUAAUGCGAGUUCAGCAUGUGUGUUCUCAUCUGUACUAAUCAACAUUAAAGCUGUUAAACUAGUUAUGGAAACCAUAGUCUGGAUAAGUAGCUGUGUAAUUGUCAUUUAUAAGUUGCAGCCCAUAUCUAUUCAUAGUUUGUUUAUAAACUGCCAUAUCUGAAUCCUCUAUAGUAUUGUGUUGCAGAUAAAUAGCAUUACCAUUAGGUGUCAGCAUUGACUAGGUUCUGACCUAUUGUAAUAUAGUACAAUUAUUUUCAAGCAGAAAUGGCCUUGUGUGUGUGUGUGUAUAUAUAUAUAUAUAUAUAUAUAUAUAUAUAUAUAUAUAUAUAUAUAUAUAUAUAUAUAUAUAUAUAUAUAUAAUAAAAUGGAGCACUAUGCAAGUGAUUGUUUUGAUGGGGAGCAGUGUUUUGUCUAAAACCAGAAAAUACAAUGUGGCUCCUGUUUGACUUAAGUCUUCCUCUUGCACUUUCAUUCACAUUCUAUAAGGCAGACCACAAAUAACAUUCUAACUGACACCCAGACUAUAGCAUUUAUAAAGGGGAAGAACUGUAUUGCAGGACAUGAGGCAUGUUAAUGUAUACUUUAUGCUUGCGUGCCAAGAUAUUUUCAGGCAGUAAGAAAACAUGUCAUCUGUUACUCCUUUGCUCACAGCAACACUGGCCUUUGUGUUCCUUCAAGUAUUUGGUAUGAAGUGGUGGGAUUGUGCAGCCCACUCAGCAUUGUUUAUUCUCAAACAGAGUGCAGGCAUACCAGAAGUCUGCAUACCGUUUUCUGGCUGUCAAACUCUGCAGCUCUCAAAAUUCCAGGCUGCAUAGCUCUGUUAGAUUAACAAAAGCCUUAGAGUCUGCUCCAGUUGGAAAACAGAUUUCUGCCUUUGUUAGACUUAGACUAUCCACUAUUGGGGUUAACAGAACUACCUGAUUAUGUCAAAUUUAGAUUUUUAACAUGUGUGUUUAUUAGGAACAUGAGGUUGCUGUGACUUCUUAGUGCUCAAACAUGUUUUUGUUGAAAAUAAAGUUCUGUUGGGACAACUGUUUUCUGAGGUUUUUUGCUUUGUAUUUUAUUUCCAACUUCCACUCUAAACAGUAAUAACAAUAUCCCUUAUGUUUAAUGAUUUCAUUCCUUUUGAUUAACUGGUUGGAUUUUACUUUAGCACCUUGUAAAUGGAAGACUCCAGGGAGUAGUGUGGAAUAUCUUUUACUUCCAUGCUUUGUCUUGUAGGAGGCUGUGUGGUCUGCUGGUUAAAGAAAAGGGCUUGUAACCAGGUCCCCAGUUCCACUCCAGGCUCGCUCACUGUGGGACCUUGAGCAAGUCACUUAACCUUUUUGUGCUCAGUCUUUUGGGUGAGAUGAUGUAAGUGACUCUGCAGCAUAGUUCACAAAACCUAGUCUCUGUAAGUCACCUUGGAUAAAGGUGUUUCCUAAGUAAACCUUCCUGCCUUGGAAACAUAGGACAGUAUGAUUGGGGUCUUCGAAGUACUUUCAAAUUUCAAAUUAUUUUUUUAACCAUUUCCUUACUUUUCAUGGUGUUUGUAAUCAUUCCAGUACCAUCUAGUGAUAUUGUACAUGUUUUGCUGACAGUUCACUGACGUGCACCUGAUGAUGCUGGUGUUUACUAAUGAAAGACACUUUGGCUAAUCUAGAAUUUAUAUACAGGGUGAUCAGAAAGUAGGGUUACCACAUCAAUGCACCAGAUCAUUGAAAGUUUUCAAUGUAAUCACCCUGUUCAUGUGUGUGCCAGGUAACCCUAACUGAAGAGCAAGCUCCCAAACUCAAAACCAAAGCACCUUAAAAGGGACUGAAAAAAAGAAAGCACAAUAUUUGAGUGAUUGCAAUAUAUGUACUGUUCCACAUAUUAUCAAAAGGGCCUCCUCAACUCCAGAGAAGCACUUGGAAUCUCAGUUACUAACAUUCACUUCAGGUGCCUUGGUCAUAGAAAAUUAUAAUCUAGUAAAAAGAAAAUGUACUGUUACCAAAUCAUUUGAUAUUAUACAGAGUCAUUUAUCAGAUGAGGGAAUGUUACUAAAGUCAUUUAACUUUCGUAACUUUUUAUUUUUUUUAUUUUAAAUUUGGAAUCUUCAAUUGUUUUUUUACCCAAUUUGAAAUGCCUAAUUUUUAUUUAUUUAUUUAAGUCUGGCUCGGGAGAGACAAAGACGAGCACACGGGAACCGUGUGCUGUCAGUCAUCAACUUCUUUUCACUCUGCAGACCCGCUAUGCAGCUACCUUCAGAGCUAGUGUCGGACGCAGCUCUGGGCAGAAUGCAGGCAGGCCCGCAGGUGCCCGGAUAGUCUACAGGAGUCGCUGGUGCGCAGUGAGCCGAGGACACCCUGGCUGACCUAAGCUCUCCCCACCCUGGGGGGCACUCGGCCAAUUGUGCGCCUCCCCCUGCGAACUUCCAUCCACAGCUGGCUAUAGAAUGCAUCUGUACUCCACGUGGAGUGCCUUUACUGGAUGCGCCACACGGUAGCCCCCACCUUUUUAAAUAAUAAUAAAGAGCACAAAAAAACUGCUUGCAUGGUUUUGCUUAUUUUGAUUCUUUCAGAUUCUGCCAGUGUAUACCAACAUUAAUUAUUCUCUCCCAGGUGGCAAAUCCUGAAGAGAGAUAGUUUUCGUGGAAACCCAUGUGAGGAAACACAGCAAUUUAAAGCACACACUCAGCCGUUAUACAAAAUCUUUUUUUUUUUUUUUUUUUUAAAUUAUAUAUAUUUUUUAUUAUUUCAGAAAAAACAUAAGGAAGAGCGAGAAUGCAAUCAAACUCUUCUACAGACAACAGUUCUUUCUUUCCAGCCUUUAUAUAUUUUAACAUUUAACUUGAUCAACUUGGGCAUUGUUUGGAGAUUUUCACUUGACUUAAGUCACUAGAACCAGGUAGGUAGGGGGACGCAGUUACCAGAAUCUGGGAGGUUAGAAGGGUGUCAGGACACGAACAAUCCAGAUGCAACAUGCCAAUAGAGCAACUGUGAUCUUCAUGAUUUCAGCUUCACUGUAACUGGCUGGGUGAACUACUUCAAAACCCUGCAGCUCUCCAACCAUAAGCUGUUCAACAGUCCCUUAAAUCUUCAAAUCCACUACUAUAGUAUAUUUUAUUAGCACCCAUAAAGCUAGAUUGUCUUUAUCUUAGUGCUCAUGUGAGGAAGCUGUGAACACUGAAGCAUAAAGUCUAUCCACAGACAGCUGAUACACUGUUGAGUGGCUGCACACAGACAGUGUAGCAGACUUGAAGCUGUGUAUCAACAGAACAGUGCCAGUUUAGCCAUGGCAAAGGAAGUGGCCGCUCAGACAGUGAGCCUCAACCCUGAGGGUGGGACAGAGGCAGUUCACUCCCCUGCUCUGCUGACAAAGGCACUCGGCAGCUCUUCUCAGUGCUGAUGGUUUGGGGAACAUCAGCUGAAAUUAACUUCACAAAACUGGAAAGCGCUGAGCUGUCAGCUGAGAAACCCGAUUACGGUAAUAAAGAACCUGAUAACUUCUUAAGGGGGUUGCGCACACUAGGGGUGUAAUAAACAUACAGCUGGUUAACUGGGGGUUUCUCUGUUCCACAAAUAGGUUAAUAAAAUAAAUAAUAAAAAAAAA
Polyodon spathula (Mississippi paddlefish) is the source of this 5469-nucleotide messenger RNA. RefSeq names its product cell division cycle protein 20 homolog. The transcript is spliced from 11 exons. Gene Ontology annotation, molecular function: ubiquitin ligase activator activity; anaphase-promoting complex binding; protein binding. The coding region runs from base 232 to 1722 and encodes 496 amino acids. Gene Ontology annotation, cellular component: anaphase-promoting complex. Gene Ontology annotation, biological process: positive regulation of ubiquitin protein ligase activity; positive regulation of anaphase-promoting complex-dependent catabolic process; anaphase-promoting complex-dependent catabolic process. NCBI's taxonomy places the organism in Eukaryota, Metazoa, Chordata, Actinopteri, Acipenseriformes, Polyodontidae. The record is from RefSeq and is a predicted model, not a curated record.